Messenger RNA from Ricinus communis (castor bean), 1012 nucleotides. RefSeq lists its product as uncharacterized. The transcript has a single exon. Bases 89 to 673 code for a protein of 194 amino acids. The record is from RefSeq and is a predicted model, not a curated record. NCBI's taxonomy places the organism in Eukaryota, Viridiplantae, Streptophyta, Magnoliopsida, Malpighiales, Euphorbiaceae.
CCUAACACAUUAAACUUUGCAUCUGCUCUUCCCUUCCAUUUCCUUCUUAUUAGUCGGUGAAAACCAAGAAGACUCCAAUUAAUCCAAGAUGUUUACUAAGAGUUCAGAUCUUCCUCAUCAAGAGUCUCUACAAAUUAAAGAAAAUGACAAGUUCUUUUCUAGGCUUCUUUCCAAAGAAGCAUCAAUGGCUAACCCUUCAUUUAGAGUGUACUACGGUGGAGUUACAGUUGCUGUUCCAUUCAUGUGGGAGUCGCAACCUGGUACACCUAAAUACUCAUUUUGUGAAGCCACUCUACCUCCACUUACUCCACCUCCUUCUUACUAUUCAAAUUCUCAUAAAAAUCCUAUCAAGAAACGCUCCAGAUCCAAUCUUCUCCACAUUCUUUUUUCAAGAAUUAAUUCCAAGAAAACUAGUACUGCUAACGUCUCCACAUUAUUACCUUCUUACUCAUCUUCUUCAACUUCAUCUCCAACACCAUCUUCUGCUUCUUCUUGGUCAUCCUGGUAUUCUACUCCAAGCUGCAGAAAUUAUCACGAGCGGGGCAGGAGCAGGAGCAGGUUUUCGAGCUGUGGAUCAUCAUUUGAUUCAAGGGCGUUAUAUGAUGAUCAAGAAUUUGGUUCGCCUACUUCAACUUUAUGCUUUAGAGUUAGUAAAGGAAGUAGAUGGCCGUGAAAGAUUUAUAAGUGGAUUAUAGUAAUUUUAUAAAUGUUACGGCCAUGGAUCUGGCGUAGGUACUUCUUGAAAUCUCUAUUUUCCUUCUACAACUUUAUUUUGAGUCUUUUGGCAGCUUCUUUCUUUUCUUUUUUUACAUAUAUUGGUCUGUGUUAGUGUCUUGAUGAACUCUAGAAAUCCUUGAUAUGUAAUUUCUUAACAGCUAUUUGUCGAAAACACAAUUUCGUUUGACAUUCUGAAAUUUCAUGUGUCCAAAUUCUGUAAAUUCUAUAGUCAUGCUCUUUGAGACUUUUGAAGUGAUUUGUUAAUUGGUACUGUUCCCUCCCCCAUUUCAGUUUA